Globicephala melas (long-finned pilot whale) is the source of this 4337-nucleotide messenger RNA. It is a transcript of the gene C6H9orf43, whose product is annotated as chromosome 6 C9orf43 homolog. The record is from RefSeq and is a predicted model, not a curated record. Lineage: Eukaryota; Metazoa; Chordata; Mammalia; Artiodactyla; Delphinidae.
GGCAACACGCAGCCGGUUGUAAGAAUAAUGUAACAUUAUAUUCGCAUUCAAAAACAAACCCUCUUACAAUUGUAUUUGCUUUUUAGUUAAUCGAAUUGUUUAUCGUGCAUCUUUCCUAGUAAAAAAACAUUUCCAUGGUUUUGCAGUGGCUUUUUUAAAAAAAUUAUUUAUUUAUUUUUGGCUGCGUUGGGUCUUCAUUGCUACACGCGGGCUUUCUCUAGUUGUGGUUUUCUUGUUGCGGAGCACGAGUGUGGGCUCUAGUGUGGGCGUCAGUAGUUGUGGCUCAUGGGCUCUAGAGCACAGGCUUAGUAGUUGUGGCGCACAGGCUUAGUUGCUCUGCGGCAUGUGAGACCCUCCCUGACCAGGGCUCGAACCCGUGUCCCCUGUAUUGGCAGGCGGAUCCUUAACCACUGCACCACCAGGGAAGUCCCUGCAGUGGCUUGUUGAGCUCUACCAUUUUCCUAUUACAUAUGUAGCAAUUGUCCUCACUCCCGCAAAGCAGAAACGCUUUUUUUUCUUAAAACCUGCUGUCUCAGGCCACCCAUAGUUUUCCUGUUUUUGACAGUGACAUGAACACGGAGAAAUAUUUCCCUAUUAUAAAAAAAAAAACAGCAUAUGAAAUGAUAAAUGGGAACUGAAACUGCUUCAGUUAGAGAUUAUAGGGUUUGGUGGGAGAACUGUCCACUUGGCUAGAAUACACCUGGUUUAAAGAUGUCAGGAAGUGCUCAGCUCCAGCCAGUUGCUAUCUAGUUGGAAUUGGGCCCCUGUGUUGUUAGAUAUUUUAAUUUUUAAGAGGAGCCAGCAAUCUGGACAUUAUGGACUCUUUUCAUCUUUGCGUAAUGGCUCAAAGUGCAGACCAAACAAAACAAAUCAUAGGCCAGGUGCAAUCCCAGGCCAAUAGUUUGCUAUCUUUGGUUUAAAUUAUAAGCACUUUAGAACAGGAACUUAUUUUGUUCUUUAUUGUUCUCUAUGCCCAUAACAGGUCCCCUCACAUAUUUGGUAGUCAAUAAAUGUGUUGAGUAAAAGAAAAAAGAAAUGGACACUGUCCUUAAAAGGUUAUUAGGGAUCAGGUGGUACUGAUUGCCUAAAACAUUUCUAGAGAGAGAACGAUAACAUUUAUUGAGCACCUGUUGUAUAUCAUACAUAAAAGUACAUUAUCUUAUUUAAUGCUUCUAUGAUGCUACUUAGGGAUUUCCCCUUCCCUACUUUAUAUGAGGAAACAGGCUGAGGGAGGUGAAGUAACUUGCCCAAGAGCAUACAGCCAGUAAGUGAAAAGCCAGUGGCUUCUGAUGCAACUGUGGGUCGACUGAUUUGCUGUUUGAGCAAACCCGUUCAUUUCUGGUGGGUAUUUUAGCCGCCUGAGUGAGAACUGGAGCAUACUGAAAAUUGAAGCAUCUCCUCCAAAAGUUUGAGCCGUCUAAAGCACUUCUGUGACUCAGCCAUCGCUCAGUAUCCACAGAGGAUUGGUUCCAGGAGCCCCUGUGUAUAACAAAAUCUGAGGAUACUCAAGUGCUAUGUACAUUACUUAUAAUUUGAUAAGGCUUUUUGGAGAUGGUGGCAUCUUCUCCCUAAUGAUUAAUGAAGGGGAAAAGGAAAGGAUGCUAAUAUUUAUUUUGAACUAUAUGCCAGAACUUUUUUCCUCUCUCUCUUUUUUUUUUUGCGGUACGUGGGCCUCUCACUGUUGUGGCCUCUCCCGUUGCGGAGCACAGGCUCCGGACGCGCAGGGUCAGCAGCCAUGGCUCACGGGCCCAGCCGCUGCGUGACAUGUGGGAUCUUCCCGGACCGGGGCACGACCCGUGUCCCCUGCAUUGGCAGGCGGACUCCCAACCACUGCGCCACCAGGGAAGCCCUAUGCCAGAACUUUUAAUGUCCAUUAAUUAAUUGUUGUGGUGAUCCUGUGAAAUAGACUUAUCCUCAUUUUGCAGCUGAGGAGACUGAAGCGCAGAUUGGUUAAAUCUCAGGUCACUCAGUUAUUAAUUUAAAUGGUCAGUUAGGAGACCUUCUGGAGUCAGUCUGAACCCAAACUCUUAUCACUCUACUCCAUGCUGAGAUAAUUUCAUGCUUGCUUGUUACCCAAUUCCUAAUUAUCCUGUGACCACCAUUUAUCUAUAUGGUUCAACAGAAAUAUUUCACGCUUUGAGUGCAAAUUAAUAUCUGGACUGCAUGGCUAAUGUAUAGUAUUCCCUAAUUAUGUGGUGAUUGUUUUUCCAGAGGGCUAGAAAGCUGCAAGAUUGGCUUUUGUCCUAAACCAUUUGUAGCUAUGGACUUGCCAGAUAAAAGCCAGUGGGAUGAAACUACCUGUGACCUGGCUGUUUGUCAGCAUCCACAAUGCUGGGCAACUCUCCGCCGAAUUGAGAGGGGCCACCCUCGAAUUCUGGACUCCUCCCGCAAAUCUCCUCCAGAUGCUGAAGACAGACUCCCAGUGCUCACCAUUGUAAACAUCACAGAUUCCUGCUUCCAGGCCAAGAGACUUGCUUGUGGUCAUUCAUCAGGAUUUACCUUCCCCAAGGCUCACUCUUUAUUGUCUCAACGUUCAAAGUUUUACUCCAAAUUUCAACGCCGGCCUUGGAAGGAUUUACCUGACAGAGACUUAAUACACCGUACUAACAGAUCUCCCAAACUAUCAGUGCUAAAUUUGAAUGAGACACAACUUCCUUGUCCUCAAGAUGUAGGAAAUAUGGAUGUAAUUUGGAUCCCAGAGAAGCAUAUGAGUCCAGCUGAGAAGAAGCAUAUUAUUCGCAGCCAGGAUGGGGAGAUGAAAAGAAAGAAAUCUACAGGGAAACACAAGUCAUCUUGGGACACAGAAGCACAGUUGGGACUUCCAGGGAUGAUUGUGCCUCCUCCCUCCCCAGUACACUUGUUUGAAGAACUAAGUUCAGAACGCGUACCUUUAUGGAAGCAGUAUGACAUGUUACCUCAGGAUCUACUGAAGGACCUCUUGCUGGAUAAAGGGAAAACCAUACCUUAUCUGGAGAUGCAGACACAGUUGGCCAUGAUGAAAAAGAAACCUCCCCUGGAAAAGAGCCGACCUUACAGUGCCAUUUCUGCUAAGAUGCAUUUAUCUGUACGCUGCCUCACCCAGCAAAGACCAGCAUUGAGAUACCCUGAACAUUUGAAGAAACUAUAUUACAACCUGACAACAGAAGGUUACAGGAAGCAGCAGUGGCAGCAGCAGAGGAAGGUGAAGACAGCUACUGGGAAACAGGAGGCUAAAAAGAAAUCCAAGAGUGAACCAGGGAGCCACAACACCUCUCAUAAACGUUCAGGUCACAGAACUCUACCAGGUCGGGAAAGUGACGAAAAACAGCAGCAGCAGAUGAAGAUAGAAGGCCCCACUUCGAAACAGGAUUCCACAGAGAGACCACAGAUGGACUGCACUAAGAAAAACCUGGAUUCCUUCCCUGGUAGGCAGAGUCCUGAAUUAUCCACAAUAGAAUGCACUAACAAGGACAUCAGGACUCAGAUGGAGAUUUUGCUGGAAGCCCAAGAGAGGACCCCAAACAGUACUUCUAACAGCUGGAACCCUGAGCUCAAACUGCUGAGGAUUCUUCGGGACACUGAUGAAGAGGAUGAGGAGAACCAACCCUCUGGGGCACAGAGUGAAGAGUCUCUGGAGGCAUAGGCGGAAGGCAUCAUGGGGCAGCCUUAUUCCAGAGCAGGAUGCUUGGAUUCCUGAGGACAGUGACCUUGGACAUAAGGGCAGGAAGGAGAGGGGACUUCUACUUCCUGGAGCCUCUACCGGGGUCUGACCUUAGGGAUUCUGUUUGCUUCAUUCACUUCUACUUGCUUCUAAAAUAAGCGAGGGAGAAAGCCCCACCCCUUUCUAACUUAGACUCUUUCUCUUCCAUUAGGGCCAGGAUAAUUUUAGUGAUUAAAUACAACUGCUGCUUAUCAAAAGACUCAUUUCUCUGUUUCUGGGUCACUUUUAUCUUCUCUCUGAAACUGAAAAGUUUCUAGUUACAGGAAGAUGAAUUUGGCCUGUGGGAACCCCUGCUGUGUUGCUUUUCCUCUUAUUCCCUGGAAAUGGUUUAUUUUGAGGAUGGCAUCUGCAUCAUUAUCAAAUAACAUUCAUUGUGCUGUGUGGUAUGUGUAGUAUUCUUUGUGUGGUAGAGGACUCAUAUUCACCUAAAAGAGUCUAAGGAUCCAGUUCCUAAGUACUGAGUCUAUGGGAAAAUUUCAGUGAUGUUCAUAAAGACGCAGAAUUUCAGAGUCUCAGGGUUGCUUGUACUUGGUUUUUGGAAGGAUUUCUAAAAAUGUUUUUGUCCUUAAACUUUUCAGUACAGAAAAAUUUCAAAAUUACGUAAAAGAGAAUAAUAUAAGGAAACUCAGGAUUUAAG